Molecule: messenger RNA, 1251 nt
Organism: Amblyraja radiata (thorny skate)
Lineage: Eukaryota; Metazoa; Chordata; Chondrichthyes; Rajiformes; Rajidae
Product: taste receptor type 1 member 1-like
Exons: 3
Coding region: 1-1251 (416 amino acids)
Biological process (GO): G protein-coupled receptor signaling pathway
Cellular component (GO): plasma membrane
Molecular function (GO): G protein-coupled receptor activity
Source: RefSeq, a predicted model, not a curated record
AUGAGAUUUGCCCUUGAAGAAAUUAACAACUCAACUGAGCUGUUGCCAGGCGUUAUUCUGGGCUAUGAUAUUACUGACAGUUGCUCUGAAGUUGUGGACAUUCAGGCCAUGUUCAGAUUCCUGUCAGGCAAGCAAGGAACAGAAGUGGAGAUAUUAAACAAUUAUACAUCCUAUCAGCCUAGAGUGAUCGCUAUUAUUGGGCCAGCUUCAAGCGAAAUAGCAAUUACCAUUGCUAGAGUUUCAGGUUUCUUCCUCAUUCCUCAGAUUAGUUACCUGGCAUCUGCUGAGAUUCUGAGUGACAAGAUGCAUUUCCCGUCAUUUUUCCGGACUAUUCCAAGUGACAAGAAUCAAGUAGAAGCCAUGGCUUUACUGAUCCAGGAAUUCCGUUGGAACUGGAUUGCUGUUGUUGGCAGUGACAAUGAAUAUGGACGCAAUGGACUAACCAAAGUGGUGGAAAUGGCCUCGGCACUGGGGACUUGCAUUGCGUAUCAGGGUAUUAUCUCUACUUCCCCCGAGAUUAUCAACCAAGUCAUUAACAACAUCAGCAGCACUGUCAAUGUUACAAUUCUCUUUUCCAAUAAGUUAAUAGCACAAGUAUUUUUCAGUUUUGUUGUGGCUCAAAAUCUUGCUUCCAAAGUGUGGAUCGUAAGUGAAGCCAUUUCAUUAUCGGAGGAGAUAACAAAAAUACCAAGAAUUGAGAGUAUUGGGACUGUUAUCGGCAUAGCGGUUAAGGAAGGGGAAUUGACACACUUUAAGGAAUUCCUAGACAAACCUCUGAACCACAUUUACUCAGGGAUCGUGCCAGGCCUGGGAUUGGGAGAGUGUACCAAUAACAGAGGCACCUGUGAUCAAGAAUGUAAUUGGCUGAAGGCUAAGCAUUUAAACUCUUCAUCACCCAGCCUGGAGAAGAGAAUCUCACACAAUGUAUACUCAGCUGUGUAUGCUGUGGCCCAUGCAUUGCACGAUCUACUCCAAUGUAAUGCGACACAGUGCGAUAGAACACAAAGCUUCCUCCCAUGGCAGUUACUCAGCAGAUUAAAGACGGUGAAAUUUAACCUUCAAGAUUACACUCUCUAUUUUGAUGAGAACGGAGACCCACCAGUUGGCUAUGACAUUGUUUUAUGGGAUUGGAUGAGAGUCGGAGUCAACUUUAAGACUAUUGGUUCGUACAUGCCAGCUACAAGAAAGAUCAGCAUCAAUCCAUCCUUAAUCCAGUGGAAUUUGGAAGAUAACUUGGUGAGAACGCUGUAA